CUUUUAAUUCAUAACGCUCCAUCGCAUCCACCCGAAGAUGAACUAAUAACUGAAGAUGGCUGCAUAUUAAAAAUGUUUAUCCCACCAAAUGUCACCCCUCUUAUACAACCUAUGGAUCAAAAUGCCAUCAGGAUUACGAAACUUUACUAUAGAAACAGUCUUUUGGCUUUUGUUGCUGCAAAGGGGUUUGAUUUGCUUGAGGCUCUAAAGCAAAUUAUGCUUAAGGAAGCGAUUGUUACCUUAGAACCUGCAUGGAGUAACGUAGAUGCUGUUGUGCUAUGCAAAUGCUGGAGCAAUGUCUUAAGUAUGGUAGAAAACCAAGAGGAUCCUGAAGAUGACGUUCCUUUGAGUGUUCUUCGAAGCAACUUAAUUAUAAAUUUAAGGGACUUGGAGGGUGAUGCAGCCAAUCUUUGGUCACACUUGAGACCUGAGGCGGAAUUCACUGCUUUCAACGUUAGAGAAUGGAACGAUGAUGCUAUUGAAUGCAAUAACAAUGAUAUACAGGAAAUUUUCGACGAUGAUGUGGACUGUUCUGUGAAGCCAAAAAAGACGAUUACAUCAAAGGAAGCUAUUGACAUGCUUACUAAAACUUUGGAAAGGUGCUGAGAUUGAAAUGGUUGAUAAAUGGGAUUUAAACGUGUUGAAGAAGCUAAGGGAAAAGGCAGUUUUUAAGAUGCUUGAACAAAAGAAACAACAAAAGCGGAUUACUCUUUUUUUUUCGACGUGAACUCAAUUUUUUUUUAAAUUA
Molecule: messenger RNA, 748 nt
Organism: Anastrepha ludens (Mexican fruit fly)
Lineage: Eukaryota; Metazoa; Arthropoda; Insecta; Diptera; Tephritidae
Product: jerky protein homolog-like
Exons: 2
Coding region: 73-606 (177 amino acids)
Molecular function (GO): nucleic acid binding
Source: RefSeq, a predicted model, not a curated record